AUGGCAGAAAUCAAUGCCCCAAGUCUUGCAACUGAGAAACCUUACCAGGAGACGACCGCCGCUGCCGAUGAUUCGGAAUAUGAUUCAGAUGACUACCUGCCUUUAGGUGAAUUGCGUAAAAAAUUAAUCCCUUUUAAUAAUUCCUUUGCGGAAGUGUUACCAACACCAGAUCUAGUAAAAAAAAUCUGCUCGAAGACGUAA
Acanthoscelides obtectus is the source of this 201-nucleotide messenger RNA. NCBI's taxonomy places the organism in Eukaryota, Metazoa, Arthropoda, Insecta, Coleoptera, Chrysomelidae. The record is from the annotation of a GenBank genome assembly.